AUGAAACAAAAGAAGGCAUUUGGAACAAACACAUAUCCUCGAAAAAAUACAAGGAGUUUCUGGAAAUUUCUCUGGGAAGCUUGUCAAGAUAUUGCUAUGAUCAUUUUGACGGGUACAAAGGAGGGUUGGUAUGAUGGGGGCAGCAUUGCUAUUACAGUUCUUGUCAUCGUUAUUAGAGCCAUAAGUGAUUACAUACAAUCUCUUCAGUUCCAGAAUUUAAAUGAAGAAAAGAGAAACAUACAUUUAGAGGUCAUUAGAGGUGGCAGACGAGUUGAGGUCUCAAUUUAUGAUUUUGUUGUUGGUGAUGUUGUACCCCUUAACAUCGUUGAUCAGGUCCCUGCUGAUGGCAUUUUAAUAAAUGGUCACUCACUUGUGAUAGAUGAGUCAAGCAUGACUGGAGAUCACAACAUUGAUUAUAUAUUCAGUUUCUGGUACUUUGUUUGUCUAGAGUCAGUCAAGAACUUAUCUGAAUUUCUUGUAAACAAUGUUGGGAUUAAUACCAAAUGGGGAUUUCUCAUGCCUAGUAUUUCCGAAGAUACAGGUGAAGAAACCCCUUUGCAGGUGCGCUUAAACGGGUUAGCUUCUUUCUUUGGAAUUGUCGGACUCAUAGUAACUGAUGUUGUCUUGGUUGUCCUAUUGGUCGUCAUUUUAGUGGUUGGAGUUCCUAAAGGGCUUCCUUUAGCUGUCACCCUGAUCACUCUCAUACAGAGCAGCAGCAGUGAUGGGGUCGAAAUUGGUGUUCUCGUGCACUUCCUUUGUGUUAAAAUCACCACCAUUAUCAUCAAGGCACGGUAUGAGAUGACACGGGAUGAAGGUCAUCUCGGUGUCAAUCCCAAAUAUGGGAAUCAUGAUGGGAUGACACAGAUUUCAUGUCUCCUUGUUGUUGAAAAAAAUAAUGAGAUUUUGAUGAAAAACCAUCAUUCCCACCCAAUUGGCUCAAAACCAUUUCCUCAAGAAAAUGCAAAUGCAUCAUUCCCUGAAGCGAAUACAAGCAAUCAUAGUCGUGGUCGUGGUCGUGGUCAUGGUCAUAGUCGUGGUCGUGGUUGUGGUUGGGGUCGUGGUUAUGAUUGUGGUCAUGGUCGUAGUCAUGCUUGUAGUCAUGCUCGUGGGUAUCCAAAUAGCACUCUGAUCCAGAGCAGCAGUAGUGAUGAGGUCGAAAUUAGUGUUCUCGUGCACUUCCUUUGUGUUAAAAUCACCACCAUUAUCAUCAAGGGGAAUCAUGAUGGGAUGACACAGAUUUCAUGCCUCCUUGUUGUUGAACAAAAUAAUGAGAUUUUGAUUAAAAACCAUCAUUCCCACCCAACUAGCUCAAAACCAUUUCCUGAAGAAAAUGCAAAUGCAUCAUUCCCUGAAGCGAAUACAAGCAAUCAGGGCCGUGGUCGUGGUCGUGGUUGGGGUCAUGGUCAUGAUCGUGGUCGUGGUCGUGGUCAUGGUCGUGGUCGUGGUCGUGGUCGUGGUCAUGAUCGUAGUCAUGCUUGUAAUCAUGCUCGUGGAUGUGGUCGUGGUCAUUAUAAUUUUCGAAAUUGA
Prunus armeniaca (apricot) is the source of this 1527-nucleotide messenger RNA. NCBI's taxonomy places the organism in Eukaryota, Viridiplantae, Streptophyta, Magnoliopsida, Rosales, Rosaceae. The record is from the annotation of a GenBank genome assembly.